AUGGAUUUCGAGACUAAUGAAGAUAUCAAUGGGGUUCGCUUCUCCUGGAACGUGUUUCCUUCUACCAGGACAGACGCUAACAAGAACGUUGUGCCAGUUGGAUGUCUUUACACGCCGUUGAAGGAGUACGAAGAAUUGAAUGUGGCUCCUUACAAUCCGGUAGUUUGUGCGGGUCCACAAUGUAAAGGAAUUUUGAACCCUUACUGUGCGAUUGAUCCAAGAAACAACUCGUGGACAUGUCCGAUCUGUAAUUCCAGAAACCAUUUACCUGCCCAAUACGCGAAUAUGACGCAGGAGAACAUGCCGAUUGAGCUGCAGCAUACCACCGUAGAGUAUAUCACGAACAGACCUGUGCAGAUUCCUCCGAUUUUCUUCUUCGUGGUUGACAUUACCGCAGAACAGGAAAACCUGGACGCUUUGAAAGAGAGCAUUGCGACAUCUUUGUCACUGUUGCCUCCAAAUGCGUACGUGGGUUUGAUCACGUAUGGUAACGUUGUGCAGUUACAUGACUUGUCGAGCCAGGGUAUCGAUAGAUGCAACGUGUUCAGAGGCGACAGGGAAUACCAGUUGGAGCAGCUUGUUGAAAUGUUGACUGGCCAAAGACCAAGCAGUUCUAUAGGUGCCAUGCCUAAUGCGAAGAUCACUCCGUUCUCGUUGAACAGGUUUUUUUUGCCAUUGGAGCAGGUAGAGUUUAAGUUGAACCAAUUACUGGAAAAUCUCACUCCAGACCAAUGGACGGUGCAUGCAGGACAUAGACCUUUGAGGGCGACAGGUUCAGCGUUGAAUAUCGCGUCUUUGUUGUUACAAGGCUGCUACAAAAAUGUUGCCGCUAGGAUUAUUCUCUUUGCUUCGGGUCCUUGCACAGUAGCUCCUGGUCUUAUUGUUUCAAGUGAGUUGAAAGAUCCUCUGAGGUCCCACCAUGACAUUGACUCCGAUCGUGCUAGUCAUUACAAGAAGGCCUGCAAGUAUUACAACCAGUUGGCUGAAAGAGUGGCUCAAAACGGCCAUACUGUGGAUGUCUUUGCCGGUUGUUAUGAUCAAAUCGGCAUGUCUGAGAUGAAACAAUUGACGGAUUCGACCGGUGGUAUCUUACUGCUGACUGAUGCUUUCUCAACAGCGAUUUUCAAGCAAUCAUAUAUGAGAUUGUUUGCCAAGGAUGAAGAAGGUUAUUUGAAGAUGGCUUUCAAUGGUAGCAUGUCUGUGAAGACGAGUAAGGAGUUAAAACUACAGGGUUUGAUCGGCCAUGCCUCGGCUGUGAAAAAAAGCGAUGGAAACAACGUCAGUGACUCGGAAAUUGGCAUUGGUGGUACAUCUACAUGGAAGAUGUCUGCUUUGUCACCAAAUCAUACUUAUGCAGUAUUUUUUGAGAUAGCAAACACCGCUGCCGCAACUCCCGUUGUUGCUGACAGACCUCGUUUGGCAUACACGCAGUUCAUCACCAAUUAUCAACACUCUUCUGGUACCAACCGUGUUAGAGUGACAACCGUUGCAAACCAAUUAUUACCAUUCGGCGCGCCUGCAAUUGCAGCAUCCUUCGAUCAAGAGGCGGCCGCUGUGCUGAUGGCCCGGAUAGCGGUUUACAAAGCAGAGUCCGAUGAUGGUGCUGAUGUGAUCAGAUGGAUUGAUAGGACGCUGAUCAAACUAUGUCAAAAGUACGCGGAUUAUAAUAAGGACGAUCCAUCUUCUUUCAGAUUGGCGCCAAACUUCUCUCUGUACCCCCAAUUUACUUAUUAUCUGAGAAGAUCGCAAUUUCUAAGUGUGUUCAAUAACUCCCCUGAUGAAACCGCAUUUUACAGGCACAUUUUCACGAGAGAGGACACGACAAACUCAUUAAUUAUGAUUCAACCGACGCUGACUUCUUUCUCCAUGGAGGACGACCCCCAGCCAGUCCUGCUUGACUCUGUGUCAGUGAAACCCAACACUAUCCUGUUGCUAGACACCUUCUUCUUCAUUUUAAUAUACCAUGGUGAGCAGAUCGCUCAAUGGAGAAAGGCAGGCUACCAGGACGAUCCUCAAUACUCAGCCUUCAAAUCUUUGUUGGAGGAGCCUAAGCUGGAAGCCGCAGAACUGCUGGUUGACAGAUUCCCACUUCCAAGAUUCAUCGACACUGAAGCCGGCGGAUCUCAAGCCAGAUUCUUGUUAUCUAAGCUUAACCCAUCCGAUAGCUACCAGGAUGCCUCCCAUGGUGGUUCUACGAUUGUUCUGACUGACGACGUUUCAUUACAAAACUUUAUGACGCAUUUGCAACAGGUAGCUGUGAGCGGCCAAACAUAG
Molecule: messenger RNA, 2274 nt
Organism: Torulaspora globosa
Lineage: Eukaryota; Fungi; Ascomycota; Saccharomycetes; Saccharomycetales; Saccharomycetaceae
Gene: SEC23
Product: GTPase-activating protein SEC23
Exons: 1
Coding region: 1-2274 (757 amino acids)
Biological process (GO): COPII-coated vesicle budding; intracellular protein transport; COPII-coated vesicle cargo loading
Cellular component (GO): COPII vesicle coat; endoplasmic reticulum exit site
Molecular function (GO): zinc ion binding; GTPase activator activity
Source: RefSeq, a predicted model, not a curated record